Bolinopsis microptera is the source of this 1923-nucleotide messenger RNA. RefSeq lists its product as uncharacterized. The transcript has 3 exons. Gene Ontology annotation, molecular function: mRNA binding; ATP binding. The record is from RefSeq and is a predicted model, not a curated record. Lineage: Eukaryota; Metazoa; Ctenophora; Tentaculata; Lobata; Bolinopsidae. The coding region runs from base 8 to 1537 and encodes 509 amino acids.
AUGUUUGAUGUAUCAGUGUAUAAGAACCACCAAGAACCUGAUUCCUUGCUCCAGACCCCACCUCCGGAAUGUAGCUAUACCACCCAGCAGGGAUAUAGCCAUGCCAAAGUACCGGGAGAGAGCUGACCGUUUCAACAACCCUUACCGGGACUUGUUCGGUCAAAAUAAAGGAAAGAAACCUACAACUUUCAGGGAUCGCUAUAUCGAGGCAAAAAGAAAUGAACCAAAACCUAGCAUUGGUUUUGGGGAUGAUCCCAAGAACUUCCUCAACAUAGGACGUGGGGCUAAACAGAAGAAGUGGAGUUUUUACAACGACGGAAGUAGAGUGAAGUUCAGUGAUGUAGGUAUAAUCCCGGAGUUAGCACGCGAGAUAGCGGAGUUGGGGGCUGUGUAUCCAACUCACCACCAGUGCGAUGUUAUCCCUGUUCUUCUGGAGAAUAAAAACUGCGUUUUUAUCAGUCCUACCGGCUCAGGAAAAACGUACACCUACCUUCUGCCAAUAGUCCAGAAUCUGAUAGCCAGCAAAAAGGAAGGGUAUAUCACUAAAUCUGGAGCACCUAGAAUCAUAAUCAUGGCACCUACCAAGUUCCUAGCUUUGCAGAUUGGGUUGGUCACAGAACACUUGAUACAAGAAUUUGACCUACGAAGCGUCUGCCUGACUGAACUGACCAGCAAAAACCAAUCUCAAGAAAUCAAGGGUCACCCCAUCGACAUCCUUAUCGGAACCUACGAUAACCUCACUUCCUGGAUAACUUCAGGGAAUGUUUCUACUUCAGAUCUCCAACACCUCGUGGUGGACGAGGCUGAUGAUUUCAUGGACUAUCGGAAGAUUGCUGAAAACGAGGCAUUCCUGAAGGAGUUUGUUGAUCAGGAGAACGGCUUGACGAAAUGUCAGAUAAUUCUAGCAGGUGCUAUCAUGCACACGCCUGGUUUUAAGAGAGUAACGGAGAUGGUGCCGGGGAUUGAGAGAUAUCUGAACCCCAGAUCUCAUGUCCCUCUCCAACAUGUACAGCAGAGGUUUUGUUUCGUUAACAACAGGAAGAAACCUUUUCACAUUAUCGAACUUCUCCAGAAUCAUAUCCAGAACUCAAACAGCGAGCUUCAGAGACCCCUGAUCUUUUGUAACUUUGCCAAUUCUGCGUACUGGCUUCACAAACACCUGAUCGCUCAUGACAUCAAUAACUUAUUCAUCGGCGGAAGUACUGACUCUAAAACUAAAACCCGAUUAAUGCGAGACGAAAUACCCAACACAGACUACCCGAUAGUUACAACUGACAGCUUUGGUUACGGUCUAGACAUUCGAGAGAUUGGUUUAGUGAUAAAUUACGAGUUUCCUUUUACCUACGAAGAUUACAUUCGUAGGAUAGGCAGGACGGGUCGUAUGUCAAGUAAUUCACAUAACUGUGAGGCGGUGAGUUAUGUUUCCUAUAAGAAGGAUAAAGCGUUGUUUAAUAUUGUGAAGAAUAGCACUGCUCAGAACGAAUGUUUGGCUACUAUGUUGUUGAGUACCAAUAAAUAUGGGUGGUACAGAAAUUAGGAUUUGGUAUCUUUUUGAUAUGGAUUUUUUGACUGCCAUUUUUAAACAUGUAAUCUGUUUUUAUUAAUUUAUUUCUUUUUAACUCCCCAAAUUUUUCGCUAAUUAACUUAUUGUUCAUAAAUAAUGUCAUAUUUUGAUGCUUUGAUUUAAUAUUAGUUACAGUGGUCACAUUUGCUAGUCAAAGAAAAGUGAUCGCAUUGAAAUGUAAACGACGUUAUCUCACUCUAAAUUUUAUGCUUGUUACAAAACUUUUAAAUUUUUAAACGCUAUUAUUCUCGUUUUAGCUAGAAUGAGUGACAGGAUCAAAUCGUUUAAAAACAAAAGCUGGGUAGACGCUGACGAUGCUAGACGCAGACGAAAAGAGGGAGCCGUCGAACUCAGAAAGG